Molecule: messenger RNA, 1560 nt
Organism: Saccharomycopsis crataegensis
Lineage: Eukaryota; Fungi; Ascomycota; Saccharomycetes; Ascoideales; Saccharomycopsidaceae
Gene: RAX1
Product: Rax1p
Exons: 1
Coding region: 1-1560 (519 amino acids)
Biological process (GO): intracellular protein localization
Cellular component (GO): plasma membrane
Source: RefSeq, a predicted model, not a curated record
AUGGAAACGAAUAAUGAAGUAGUUGUUCCAAAUGUUGGCGGGACCGACAUUAGAGAAACUAAUAAUUUAAAAAUGAACAACUACACAUCGGAUAACCCAAUACAUACCUCUCUAACAAACUCAUCAUUCAACGAAUCACAAUAUUCCAGCUCCGAAAGAAUUAACCGUCUACCUACAUUGUUCGAAGUCUUGAAUAAAAAAACCGAAAGCCCUGUCGAUUUGUGGUCGUUUUAUGUCUUUAUGAGAGAUGAACAACAUGCCGUCGACUAUUUGGACUUUUGGAUCGACGUCGUCAGUCACUUGGCCUUAUGUAAACAGUAUGUCAAAGGCUUAAGAGAAAGUGUGUUGUUGACAGAAAAAGAAAAGAGAAAUACUAGUGGUGGCAAGUUUCCUGAAAAUUAUCCUUCAGGUUUCACCGAUUCCCAAUACGAUCCAAGAAACUUGGCACCACUUGCUGGCGGCAAUGACCGUAAAAACUAUGACAGCUACCAUUCUGAAGGCACUCGUUUACCAAAGACCAGCUCCAUUUCAUCAUCGGUGUUGUUGGAAGCAUUAAUCAAUGAAGGGGUUCUUGAUGAACCUAAUUCCAAAAGAUUGUCUUCCUUUUUGAGAGGCGAAGAACCAAUCAACGACCAAAGAUUCAGUGAAUUAUUGGAAAAAUUGCAAAAAUCAGAUAUCGAAAAUAGUACUACCGGGGAAAAUACUCCAGGUUUAAACCACUUGAGCGGUGUCAGUGCUGCAAAUAAUCAUGCUUUGAAGAGUUUGGUACCAGAACUACAAAAAGUUUACAACAGAUAUUCCCAAUCCACUACCUCGAAUAAGAACUCGAUGAUCCAGUAUCCUUCAUUUGCUAAUGCACCACCAUUGCCUGAUGACAUCAAGGUAUCUCCUGAAGAUAUUGAAAAAAUGGUGAAUGAUGAUGCCCUUGCCGCUGCCACACAGGGAAGUCCCUCAAAAGUGAAGAGAGAGGAUUUACGUUCGUCAUCUCGUCGUAUUCUUGUCACCUAUUUCAUUGAUAACUCUGAAAAGAAGCUCCAACUUCCAGAAAAAAUCAUCAGACAAAUUAGACAUUCCAUUGAAGUACAAGGCCGUGAUGACCCAGAAGUGUUUGACGAAGCUCGUGAUUACGUUUUUCAAGCCAUGGAACGCGAAGCAUUUCCAAACUUCCUUAAGAGUGCCGCAUUGAAUAACAUCACCAAGAAAUCAUUCAACAUUCGUCUUGUUGCUGGGUUUUUCUUCUUUUUUGUGGCAUUUUGGGUUGGCUACACCUUGAUCUUCCUUGGUUAUUCUCCAAAACAUGACCGUGCUACCGUGACCAUCCCAUUCUUUCUCGGUACUUAUUUGUUAGUCACCGCGCUUUUCAGAUUGGAUCCUGCGUUAUGUACCCUAGGAUACGCUGAACUGAAUGCUUCGACAAACAAGCAUCAUUAUAUCGAGUUGAAGGAGCCAUAUGUCAAGAAAUUAUUAUUUCAAAGAAGUAUCUGGGUGGCGAUUAUCAUUUGUGUGAUCAGUGCGGCCUUCUCUUGUCUUUUUUCCUUGGUGCCUGGUCAUAGAUUGUGA